Molecule: messenger RNA, 4344 nt
Organism: Cantharellus anzutake
Lineage: Eukaryota; Fungi; Basidiomycota; Agaricomycetes; Cantharellales; Hydnaceae
Exons: 13
Coding region: 7-4149 (1380 amino acids)
Biological process (GO): sister chromatid cohesion
Cellular component (GO): cohesin complex; chromatin; nucleus
Molecular function (GO): chromatin binding
Source: RefSeq, a predicted model, not a curated record
CGGCGAAUGCCGCUCAUCCCGCCGUCCACGAUGUCAACGACGAACAGCUUGCGGCGGUCGACCAGAGAACGCAAACAAACGCAGGAAUAUGUCAAAGCCUCACCCUCCCUUUCAAAACCUGGGAUUAAUCCCGACGAGGAAGAUGACUUUGAGGACGAUGGAUUAGAGCAUGAUCUCGAUACCGAAGGGGAAGGGGAGGGGGAUGAUGAGGAGCCUGAGUAUGCUGACCCUCGUCCUACGCAGUUGCGGGGAUCCAUGACGAAGCCGAAACGUGCACCGCGGUCGGCACCCAGAAAGGCGCGUUCUGCGCCUGCAAUCCCCAAAACUAUGCGAACCAAAGCUGCGGGAAAGAGCCACAGCGUGAAAGACGCGUCGAUAAAUGAUGAUAACUCAUUCUUUAAUUCGCUGCUGAACUCAGCUGCCGCACUCCAAUCCACCGUCCAAGACUUCCUCGAUUCACUAGAGGCCAAUGCUGACGCUGCAUUAGCGGAGUUGAUAACUUGCAUCCUGCGACUGUGUGGCUGUAAUUCUACCGUCGACUCACAUGUCGUCGUUGACAGUGAUGGUGUAGUGGAUUUUCUGGGCGAUCUUGUCGAAGAAGUCAAGGAGGCUGAAUCACAACAAUACCCUUUAUCAUCUAAAGCCCCAGUUUUUCGCAAGCUGAGGAAGUCCAUCUCCGAGUUCUUGGAUCGACUAAUAGCCUCAUCAUCUGAGAAUGAUAUGCUCUUCUCGACGGAAUUGGUCCCUACUCUUCAGAUUUGGGUCAUUGCGAUGUCAUCUGCCCAGCUGAGGAGUUUUCGUCAUACCGCAACAGUGGUAGCAUUAGAAUUGGAAAGUGCACUUUCAUCGGUGGCAGCAGUGAUCGAGAAAGAGGCAGAGAUGAUUAAUAGGCAACGAGAAGGCGAACGGAAGCGUCGCAAGGGUUCCAGCAAGCCAAGUGAAAGGGAGAAUGCGUUGCGGACGAAGGCUGCAGGGAUCAAAGAGAAGCGGACGAAGAUGAACGAGUUUCUCAAGGAGUUCUUCGAUGGAGUUUUUGUUCAUCGAUACCGCGAUUCUGACGCAGGCAUCCGAGCGGACUGUGUUAGAGAAAUGGGUGUUUGGCUCAAAAGACAUCCUGGAUACUUCUUAGAAGGCAACUAUCUGCGAUAUGUGGGAUGGGUCCUGUCCGAUGCCAACACCAACGUGCGCCUCGAAGCAGUCAAAUCGCUACUUGCUUUGUACCAAAAGGAGGAUUACCUUAUUACUCUACAGCAUUUCACUGAACGCUUCAAAUCCCGAUUGGUGGCAAUGGCUAAACAUGAUACGGAACUUUCCGUUCGUGUCGCUGUGAUUCAAGUAUUGGAGGCCAUUGACAAGAACGCCCUGCUGGACGAUGACCAACGCGCAUUGCUUUGUCUCCUUAUUUUUGACCAAGAACCUCGCGUCCGUAAAGCGAUCAGCGCGUUCGUCCGGAGAGUAUGGGAUGAGACCGUUGCACAACGUUUAGUGAAGCGAAAUGCGCAUGAUGACCGCGAGCGCAGCUUUGCAGGAGCAAAAGCGCUCGCUUUGUUACUUGUAAAUUGGGAGAACGUUCUUGCGAAAACCGGGGUGCCGCUUCAGUCUGAGGAUGGUUCGGGGACGAGAGUCACUUCCAAGGAGCCUAGUUCGUUUGAUAUCAUGGUUCUCGCUGCGGAGCAAAAAAGUCGUGUCGCCCUUGCGAUAGAAGCGCUCUGGGACCAAAUUGAUGUUAUCCCAAACUGGGAAGCUAUUCUUCAGCUCUUGUUACUGGACCAUUCCGGCAAUGUUACUGCCGAAAGUGUCGUUGCAUCAGCGUCGAAACUCCGAAAGAAGUCACAGGCCUCUCCUCGUAAGAAACGGAAAGGUGAGGACGAUGAAGAUAUUGCCGACGAAGCAUGGAGGCUAGAAGAAACCGAAGAGACUGCUCUGUUGAAUGUCCUACUGGCGUCGUUGCAAAAAACUCUUGCAGACUCUGUGAGCAAAAAGACAUCGGAUGCCGACAUUGUCCGGAAUGACCUUACUCGCGUUUUGAUGAAAGCACUUCCGCAACUAUUCUCAAAACACCAGACAGACGAUUUUCGGAUGAUUGACAUUCUUACCAUUCCCAGGCUACUCAACGCUAAUUUGUAUUUGGAAAUGAGAAUGCUUACGGCAUUUGAGGGCUUGUGGGAUGACAUAUCCAAGCAAAUCUUGACCCAAUCAUCGCCAGCAGUUGUGUCCAGCGCAAUUCUUACAAUGAUGCACCUUCUCCAAGCGACUGCCCUCUCCGCUACCAACUCGACAAAACUCGUUGAGCUCGACGAUGAACUUUCAUCAUCACUGAGGGCCGUCGUCUCGGGUCGAGAAGAAAUAGAGGCUAGCAGUUUCCACGAAGACGAAGUAGUGUCCCUUGCGGCGAUUACGCUGCGAAUUCAGCUGCUUUCCGCCAGACGAGACAUGUCCUCUUGGGUUGAAGAUGACGACAAUGGCAAACAAUCAUCAUCUUGGGAUAUCAUCUUGGCCCUAGCGGAACGUGGACGUCUUGGUCAUAAGGAAGAGGAUACUCUGGUCCAAAAUUGCUUUAAUAUUUUGACACAAUAUGUCACAUGGAAAGUGAAUAAGCAGCGUCCGGAGUCAUCUUCGUCGCAAGAGGGUUCCUCUUUCGGCGAACCCGACCUGGAAAGAAGGAAUGCCCUUCUGCGCCUCCUGCAAGAUUAUAUCGGUGGUAACAAUUCAAACGCGAGCGAAGCGGUGAAGCGGACGGCAUUUCAAAACUUCGUCGUCCUCCAUAUUCUUUUCCCAUCUGAUCAAGUCCAUGCGUCACUGGCCAUCAAGAUGGAUGACAGGUUGCAAUACCAGUGCGCUGGUUUUAUGCAAGCAGAGGCAGAACGAUUCCACGAAGAUAUUAUUGAAUCUCGUGGCCCUGUGACUCAUGAGAACGGCGUUGGUGGCAGCGAUGAAUCAGGCAGCGAGAGCGAAAACGGACAGUCGAGCAAUCAAAAGCGUGGUGAGAAGGCCUCCAAAGCGAGCAAACACGAGCAACCCCUCAGCCGCUUAAAACUUGAGAGUGAGCAUGACUUCAUUUCGGUUGCCAAUUAUUUCCUUCGUGCCAUCGCUGCUGGAGUCAUGAGCCCACGCCACUCAUCGACAUUGCUCGCAUACCACGGUCUCCUCGGGAGCCAGUUUGAUCAUUGUCUCUCCACUUUGGUUUCGGUUUUGAGGGAAGAGGGCAUGUUCAAAAAUAACGGUGAACUGGUGGCCACAAUAGUGAAUGAGGCUCUGCGUCAGUCUUUCACAAUGUUUAUGGACGGUCAAACAGAUUCUCAGGCAUGCAUUGGCCUUGCCAAAGCAUUUGGACCCGUAUUUGUCGUACGAGGCGCUCACUUGUCCAUCACGCGUCGACUCGAUGCUCCCCAUGUAGUGGAAAUACAUUCAGCUGGCUUAACGUGGAUUAUCAAAAGAAUCGCAGCAUAUGAGUCAAGCGGCAACCGAACAAAAAAAAUGCAGUGCAUUGAAUUCUUCCGAGUCUUGCAUGCUUUGCUAACAAGUGUCGGGAGCCGAGAAGCUUCAAAAAUUAAAUCCCACCUGGAUAAGACUUUGGAAGCCUCUAGCCUGGAAAUCCCUCCAACUUCCAGGGGUUGGGACGCUGCUCGCCUAUAUGAGAAACGCCUCAUAUCAGCAAUGUCCAAGGACAAGAGUAUUGUCGCAAAGGGCAGAGCAGCUGCUUCCAAGGCAUCUGCGAGAUCAGGCGAAGGCGUCACUGAUGAUGAAUCACUGACGGGGAACCAUGGCGAUUCAUUGCCCCCCAGACCACCCAUGAAUCUGGAAAAAGAUCCGCAAUCCAGAGAUAUCCUCGGAGAUGGCGAGACUGAUCCUGAAGUAACAUCCAAGAGCACUGAUCAACUAGGCGCUCGGCCACGACCGCGGAUGAGGCCUCCACCCUCUUCAUCACCCUCACGAUCGCCAGUGCGGAUCUCCUCAGCAGAAACUCCAGCCAGGAAACGAAAACGAACACCUGAUUACGAUCGAGAUGAUGUCUCGGACAGUGGAGAUGCUGAGGCGAUCUCAGCACUCAUCGAGCGACAACAAAAUUCCUCACAAAAGCCGUUGUCACAGGCAAGCCAAGCAAGUGUGGCAGAUUUCAAGUCCGCAAGGAAAAGGGCUCGGAGGUGACAUGACAAGAAUUGAUAUGGCAUUCUUAUAUGUGCAGCACUCAUUCCGCAACAAUUGUUUCGGCGAUCUUAUGUGUACCACUGUAUCUGAUGAUUUAAUCGCUAACUUAUGCGGCAGCGCGCCGGAUAUUCAUGUAUGAUCAUAUUCAGUGAUUACUUGCUAAUGUGAAUUAAAACAGAAUGUGUAUGAGAGUAU